Molecule: messenger RNA, 765 nt
Organism: Pseudogymnoascus destructans
Lineage: Eukaryota; Fungi; Ascomycota; Leotiomycetes; Thelebolales; Thelebolaceae
Exons: 5
Coding region: 1-765 (254 amino acids)
Source: RefSeq, a predicted model, not a curated record
AUGCCUCUCUCCCCCAACCAAAUAAUCAAAGGCGCCCUCGCCUCCUACCGCCUCCUGCACCCCCUAAAAGGCAGCACCAUUUUCAAAGCCGAGAUCCUACCCCCCCCCAUAAUCUCGCUCAGCGAUGUAUCUACGUAUCAGGGCCGUCGUGAAAACCGCAACCGCCCCCCUCGAACGGUCCGCCCUGAGUUCGUGGCUAAAAGCCCCUUUAUCCGCUCCCUGCACGAGGGGGUGGGGGACAUGGAAAGUCUCAGCGCCGCUCCUGUCGUCGGUGUGACCCUGAGUAGAUGGACACUGAGCUCCGCCUCAUCCCAUCGCGUGCCUUUAUUGAAGGUAGAUGUGAAUCCGAAUAAUAUCUUGGUUUCUGGACUUGAUGGGAAGCGGCGGGUUUGGGUUGGGGACGGGACGGGGCUACUGGAGGUCUGGAUGAACCAGGGCGUCCACCAUGCCUCAGACAUCUGGUCUCUCGGUGUUACACUUGUGCACUGGCUAAUGGAAAGUCGAUCUUCGGAGCGCGAGAUAAGCGGGUUGAAGGAUGGCGGAUUUGUUGAGGGAUAUGGAUAUGCCGCUGCCGGGGAGGAGUUUAGGAUGGCGGAUUUGUUGAGGGAUAUGGAUAUGCCGCUGCCGGGGAGGGGGAAGGUGAUUGAUGUGCGGCCUCUGCGCGAGGAGCUUGAAAGGCUUCGAGCUCCAGUGGUUCCGCCGGCACUAAUCGAUUUUAUCGAGUCGCUGAUCGUAGUAGAUAUGGAGAAGGCCGAUCGCCCCUGA